This is a messenger RNA of Caenorhabditis sp. 36 PRJEB53466, 4330 nucleotides long. NCBI's taxonomy places the organism in Eukaryota, Metazoa, Nematoda, Chromadorea, Rhabditida, Rhabditidae. The record is from the annotation of a GenBank genome assembly.
AUGUGUCGUUUCGCAGUUUUUUUGGCUCUAGCGGCUCUCACUUUUCCAGCUUUGAGUGCUGUGAGUUUUUAGGGUUGUAACUUGAGAAUGAAGGCUUUUUGAACAAAAUGAUCAAUUACAAAGUAAAAGAACACAAAAUUUGCUACGACUUUUUAGUUGUCAACUUUUUGGAAUAAUCAUUGGUUCUCGAGAUAUAGCGAUUUGGAAUCGCUAUCUUUCACAUUUUGUGAAUGCUGUCUAGAAAUAAGCUCACAACUCAAAAUUGAAACACGUUUAAAUUUAACAGUCAAUUACAAAGUUGUAGAGCACAAAAUUUGCAACAACUUUCAAGUUGCAAACUUUUUGAAACAAACAAUAGUUGCAGAGAUAUAAGUCUUUAAAGCUAAGACAAGUAUUACAGGCUCUUACCGACGCUUCCUUCAACCAGGCGAUCCGCAAUCACACCGUCAACGAGUUCGUCAAGAUCUAUGCGCAACUUUUGACGACUCUCAUCAACUCGAAGACCCCCAAAGCCUACCAGGACCACAAUGUCUACCUGGACCUCCAUCUCCGGUUCUCCGAGUGCUACUCUCCGCAAUUCCUCAACUACGGUAACUUUGAGGGACAUAUAUCUUGACGAUUAGACUAUUUCCAGGAAUGUUCCGCAAAUGGCUCGAUCAGUUGGUCCUCUACCACUCGGACCCCGUGAUCAGUGUGUCGAGUAUGCGGAAACAAGACAAUUCUGUCGUUUUUGUGCUCCAUAUCGAUGUCCGUCCUCGUCUCGGGCACAGAAAACAGUUCGACCUCAAAAUUACCGCCUCUAAUGUGAGUUUGGCCUAAAAAUUUGAAGAAUUUAAAUGUAUAAUGUUCAGAAACGGAACGGAUGGUCGAUUUUGUUCAUCAACCGCAACCUAGGAUGCUCUAAAACAUUGUUGUUGAGCGGUGAAUAAAGAAUAAAGAGUGCAAAAGAGGUUUGAAAUGCAAAGGAAUCGAACCGGAGCGGGAAAAGUUUGAAAGGCAAAAGUGUUAUCCACUAGGACAUACCCGAUACUGGGGUUAUCACCCUCUAGGGCAAUGAUAAGACAGCUCAGCGUGCAGCUAUCCGAAGCUCUAAUUUUGAUAAUUUUUGACUUAUUUCCAUCAAAAACACGUUUGAAAGCGCCCAGAAUGUUCUGGAAAUCAUCCUAUGCCUCAAUUGUUCGCCCGCCUCAUCACCGCGAUUUUUGAUAGAUUGACCAUAAAAAUGCAUCAAAACCUCUGACGAUAUGUACCAGAGUUGAGCGGAAUUCCGUCUGCCGUCUUCCGGAAUUUUUUCUUCUUACCGUAAAAAAGUAAUAGCUUUUCAGAAGCCAUUUACUAGCCCCGAAGAACACGAAUUUCCACGGGCAGUGACCCAAAUCCAAAAUUUUUGUUGCUUUAGUUAUUAAAAAAAAACCGGAAAAAAAGGUUCUGCAUUGACGAUUUUUUUGUUCCUUCUUCCGUCUGCCGUCUUCCGUGAGAAAAAUUUUUUUCCGUCUUCCGUUUUCCGUAAAAAAAUUUUUCUUCCGUCUUCCGAAUUUCGAAAUUCCAUUUCCGCUCAACUCUGGUAUGUACUGAAGGCGCAGCACCACCAAAGCUGAUGAAAUUUUGUUCGUAUUGAUACCGAAAUCUCGGUUGCAAAUGCUCAAUGGAUACAACAACCUUUUUGACACUGCGCCUUUAAGUACGGUACUGUUCUGUUCCAACCGAUUGAUAGGGUGUGUCCCGAUAAAUAAUUGUACGUGUGUGUGUGUGUCAUUGGAACGGAACGGAGAAAAAAAGCGAAUAACAAAAAGUGCAUCAAAGUGGUUGUUCCGCCAGAAUGUUUACGGCUUUCCAUCAUUUUCGUUCUCACAAACUGUGCUGGAGUGUACGAGAAUGGCGUCAAGACUUGGGAGUCGGAAGACGAAAUGCUGGCGAAGAACAGUUUAUCGGAAGUCGGAAGUCGGGAGUCGGAAGUCGGAAGUCGGAAGUCGGAAUUCCGCAAAAAACUGAUGGGUCCCUCUCUCCCCUGCCCCCUCCCCCGAUGAAAUCCUUGUUCCCUCUACGUCACUGCACAUUGUGCUCUCGCCCGUUCAUCCAUCCAAUGCACACAAACAAAUGUGAUUUUCAAAGAGCGCGCUCCCUUUUUCUCUCUCUCUUUCUCUCGCCGAAUGUUCUCGAAGUGGUCUUUCCGUGAUGCUUUCGGCUUGCUGUAAACAACCAUCAAAAGUCGGCUGACACGUGGAUUGCACAUGAAAAACUGAUAUGAUAAGACGUCAAAAACCGACCCCCGCGACAACCCCAACAAAAGUCGGUCUAUUUAUAGAAUGUGUAUUAGGCCAAGAAGACGUGAGACAUGACUUUCAAAAGUUGUUGGUUGUUGCGAUGCAAAACACGUUUCUUGGUGGAUCCCGGAUCAAAAACCAUUCGUUCCGAGACACUACAACAUAGACAAGUUGAUAAUAGUAAUAGCGAUAUCAGUUGUAGACCACAGAAGGUGCAUCGCCGACGUCACAUUAAACACAGAGCAAAAUAGAGUUGCCCCGAACCAGGAUCGAACUGGUGACCUUUAGAUCUUCAGUCUAACGCUCUCCCAACUGAGCUAUCGAGGCCGACAGCUCCAGCGCCACUCUUUGCGCCUAUAAAGAGGCUGCUUUGACCAUUCUUGGGACGCCACCAGCCUACCACCGUACCCCACUACACCCACACAGAACGUCACUGAUCUCUCCCGGGACGCUGACCACCUGUUGAGUGAGGAGCGAGAAAGAGAGAGAGAGAUGUGUUCUUUGAAAAUCACUUUCGUCUUUUUUCUCCUUUGAACCCGCUGAGCGCGUAUUGUGAUCCAAUGCGAUCAGCGAAGAGAUGUGUCACAACAGAGAGCGAUGACUUCCGGCGGCGGCGGCGGCGGCGGCGAAGACGUGGUUGCUGAUGGGCGGCGCUUCACACGCCGAAUAAAAACCCGUCGCGACGCGCCUCCUCGAAUCUGUUUAUCAUCGUCUUCUCCCUUUUCGUGUACGAGAAAAGUUCUCGAAGCUUCUCGUUCUGGCGUUCUUUGAAAAGAGCGCUGGUUUGUUGACUUUGCCUCGCUUCGCACUUUUUGUUUUCCACACUUCUCUUUCUGCAAAGUGGUAUAUUCCGCCCCCCGCGUGACUGAACCGACUCCGCCCUCCUCUUCUUUUUUGUUGCUGCAACCACAACAACAACAUGCGAACGUUUAAAAAGCGAGGCAAGUGCACACUGUUGCAAACUCCGAAUUGGAGGCAUUCGGGUUCGCAACGUUUACACGUCACGCGGUCAAGACACCCUUUUUUGCCGCCCCGCCCCGCCCCGUCCCGUAUCUUAUCGUUCUCUCGUGUUUGCCCACAGGACCAACACGCAUUGUUUCAGUUCAACCAUUCCCACGCAGCCGGCAGUCGUCACGAUGGUCAUCUCGAUGCCGACAAUCCCUUCGGUCGCACCGAUCAACUGCGAGCUCUCGCUAGACUCUGGCCGAUGCAUCAAGUACGUGGCGACUCGCAACGCGAACCCGAAAAGCCACGUGGCCGACGAGCUGCCCGUCAUCCGCAAGAACAGCCAUCAGGAUCACCACGACGACUGGGAGAGCGUCAACAACCUGUGCCACAUCAUCGACAGCAUCGUCACCGUCGAGAUGGAGACCGACUUUUUCGACGGCAAGGCGGUGCUCGAGAUCGGAUUCGUCACCGGCCUUCCGUCGGUGUACGCGUUCGAGAACGGCGCCGACGAGAUUGCGAUGCACACGGCCGACAAGGCGAGUCUGGAGCUGUACUGUCGGGCGACACUCAAACGGAACAGUAUUCCACUCAACAAGACCAAACUCUCGUUCGGAACCAUCGAGGAUCUUCGAAAGUUCCUGGGCGGCCGUAAAUACGACAUCAUUCUGGCUCCAGAUCUGCUGAAUCGUCAGGAAUCCGAGUUUGAGAUGGUCCACGAGCUCAUUCAUGAGGCGCUCAGCUACGAUGGCAUUUGGUGAGUUGCAAAAAAAAAAUUGCCCCGAACCAGGAUCGAACUGGUGACCUUUAGAUCUUCAGUCUAACGCUCUCCCAACUGAGCUAUCGAGGCGGCUGUCCCCGGCGCCGCUCUUUGCGCCUAUAAACUCGGUCGUUUUGCAGUCUCUUCUCGUGCCGCACUCACUACGCCAACGUGGACGGGUCGCUCAACGCAUUCUUGCAACUGGCCAAAAGACGUCGCGAAUUCGACGCAAUCGAGCGAUGGUCGUCGCCGCGAACCGAUAUCAUCCAACAAAAGGUUUGUGCCCUGCCACAUCACAUCGACAAUAUCAAAUCUAUCGCCGUUUUUGCAGGUCUUCCAACUCACUCGCUCACUUUUCUGA